Molecule: messenger RNA, 3328 nt
Organism: Colossoma macropomum (tambaqui)
Lineage: Eukaryota; Metazoa; Chordata; Actinopteri; Characiformes; Serrasalmidae
Gene: asb2a.1
Product: ankyrin repeat and SOCS box containing 2a, tandem duplicate 1
Exons: 11
Coding region: 244-2319 (691 amino acids)
Biological process (GO): protein localization to ciliary inversin compartment; intracellular signal transduction
Cellular component (GO): ciliary inversin compartment
Molecular function (GO): protein binding
Source: RefSeq, a predicted model, not a curated record
CUAGGCCAACUAUCUCUCAGGAGCAACCCGAGCUAAGAGGCUGGCAAACACUCUCCCUAGAUCAUGUGCACUCUCUAGACAUGUAGCCUACUAUAAACAGUGUGGAGAGGCUACAGAGAUAGGGGCCUCUUUUGGCAGAGGACUACAGCGAGCUUAGCUAAAGCAAGUGUAAAAGCGUCUUUCUUCUUUUUCUUACUGAAACCUAAACUAGCAUUUUUUAAAAAAAGGGUGCAGAAACCUACUAUGGCGGCUGCCAGUGUGUCUAUGCCAGGGUCCACGGACACCAGCCUGGGCUUUGAUGACUACAGUCUCUACAGUAACCUGUCUGAUGAUGAGCUCAUGCAGCUAGCAAUCGAGCGCAGCCUCACAGAUUCCCAAAGCUCUACCUCCAGAAGUGAAACCACAAAGACCUCCAUCCCCACGAGCAGGCCAACUCCAGUAAUUGCACGCCCACCUCAACCAUCACCUCCAGCGGCUGUGCAGCAGCCACGGCGGCCUACUCCAGAGCCAUGCCCUGCAAACCCGCCCAGGGACAUGCAUAACCAACAGAUUCCUCUCAUAGUUAGUCACUUUGUCACCGGCAAUGGCAAACGAAUGGUCGCAUAUCGCAGAUACGAUGGUACGCUGGUAGAAGUGAAGCCAGAGGCUGAAGUAGAAGAGGAUCCUAUUGUGAAGGCUAUUCGAGUUGGAGACGUGGGAACCUUACGGCAAAUCAUCAAAAAGCCAGACUGCAAUGUUCUCAUACCAAACCAAUAUGGAUGGAUUCCUCUUCAUGAGGCUGCAUACUAUGGCCAAGAUCAAUGUCUUAAGGCACUCCUGAGAGUACAACCUGGGAUGAUUAACAAGCACACUUUGAAGGAUCAGACUGCUCUUCUCCUGGCUGUGUCCAGGGACAAUGCAGACUGUGUGGAAUGUCUUCUUGAGAGAGGGGCUGACCCAGAUCUUGCGAACCAGGACAAAGAGACACCCCUAUAUAAAGCUUGUGAGAAGGAGAACUCCACCAUUGUUGCCAUGCUGCUGAAUUACAAAGCCAAUGUGAACAAGAGCUGUAUCCAAGGCUGGACUGCUCUCCAUGAGGCUGUGUGCAGGAACAAUGUGGAGAUCUGUGAGAUGCUGGUGAAGGCAGGUGCCAAAAUCAGCACGGCCAACAUGUACGGCAUCACACCCAUCUUUGUGGCAGCUCAAACUGGAAAUGUGGAUGCACUUCGGUUCCUCUUGAAAAAUGGGGCAGAUAUCAACAGCCAGGCAGCAGAUGGAGCCACAGCACUGUACGAAGCCUGUAAGAAUGGUCACGUGAACGUUGUGGAGUUCCUUCUGUCUCAAAACGCGGAUGCCAACAAGCCAGGCAGGACUGGACUGCUGCCAAUACAUAUUGCUGCUCAGCGUGGAAAUGAUGGCCGUGACCUCCUCACUUACGGGUGUACCCGCAAAAGUGACAAGGCGGUUAAAAUCGUGUCCUUGCUGAUUCCGGCCACCAGUAAGGCCCGAGUGAGGCGCACUGGCAUUAGCCCGCUGCAUCUGGCCGCAGAACGCAACAGGGACGAUGUCUUGGAGCUUCUGAUUGAGGCUGGCUUUGACGUCAAUGCCAUGCUGUCUGAGGACCGCAGAAAGAUGUAUGAAGAUCACCGCAGCACUGCUCUAUACUACGCCGUCAUUAAUAACAACAUUGAGGCAACCAGCAUGCUCCUGGAAGCCGGUGCCAGCCCAAACCUGGACACUUUCAGCCCUCUGCUAGUAGCCUUGAGGCAGGGCUGCAUGACCACUGUGACAUUACUGAUUAAGCACGGUGCAAACAUUAAUGUGUAUAUCCCCACGCACCCCACCACCUUCCCAGCUACUGUAAUGUUCUGCAUGAAGUACCUCACAGUGCUCAAGUAUCUAAUGGACAAUGGCUGCGAUGCUUUGUCAUGUUUUAACUGCGUGUACGGCAGCAAUCCUCAUCCACCUUUGAAGACCACACGCAGUAACAGAGAGGACAGUGAGCCACAGAGCGUCUGUGUUCAGUUUUGUGAGGUGAUCUCCACUGACACUUACAGUCGGUGGGCAGGACCCAUCAUAGACGUGCUGCUGGACUACGUUGGUCAUGUCAAACUUUGCGCCCGGCUCAUAGAACACUUGGACAGCUACCCGGACUGGGAAAGCAUCAAGGAGAAAGCAAUGCCUCCACGGCCACUGAUGCAGCUCUGUAGACUCAAGAUCCGCCAGCUGCUCGGCAUAAAGAGACUGAAGAAAAUAAAAACCCUGCCCAUACCUGGACGACUGAUCAAAUUCCUGAAUCACGAGGAACGCACACAAGACUAUUUUGGGUCUGAAGAGUAAACAGAAGAAGGGAAAUAGAAGGAAACAGCAUCCAGCGUAUCACUGCAAACAGCUGUAGAAUUUACUGUGCAUUUGGCUCACUCAUAUUACAGUGUAGAUGCAUUUUGUGUGUAUAUAUUUUUCAAACCUUUUCUAUGUAAAUAGCAGUUAAAAGCAGGAAUGAUAUGACAAUGUUGUAAUGUAGAAAAUGGUCUUAGUUAUUAAAUAGUAAUUUAUUUCUUCAUAGUUUUCUUUGGUAACAGUGGUGGAGUUUAGCAAAACUGUUGUUUUAAUCAAUACAGCAGCCAAGUUAAAUAAUGUGCUUAAUUUUAUUUUGAAAAAUACAAGUAAUUAUUUAAUUGGUGAAGUUGAUUUUUUCCACUGAAAUCAAAAUUCCAAGUUUGACACUACGUAUUUUUUUAAGUAUUUCUUAUGAAAAUCACAGUUAAAGAUCUUAAAGAGCUCUAAUGACAAAGGGUCAUCUGAUCCAUGCAAUUUAUAUUUGUUUAAAGUUUAACUUGAGUCUUGUUUCAUUUCUUCAUCACUGGUUAAGACAAGAGCUGUAUGAGUAGUUUUAUUGCAGUUUGGUUAAUUAUUUUAGGGUCUUUAUUUGUCAAAUAAUUAGCCAAAAGCUUACUUUUUAGGUGAGGUUGAAGGUUUAAAGCUGUGUGAAUGAAGUUAAACAACUGAGAUUUGAUUUGUCAGGCCUACUAUGAAAUGCAGAGCAAGAUUUCCACAUUCAGUUCUUCAAGCACUGACAAUCACCUCUCUUCACUUGCUAUGUAACACCAAGGCCUAUCCCAAUGAUUUCUUUAAAAUAUCUUAAACCAACCACAGACAAUAUUAUCUGCCCAGUGACUUAAAUCCUAAAAUUCAGGGGUUCUGAGUGUGGACACUAACAGGCACUAACAAAGAAAGAUUUUUAAAACUGACAGUUGUGAAUUUACUUUGCUUUAGUUCACUCCUUAAUACUAUGUAUACAAAGAAAAUGUCAAUGGUGACCAAAUAUAUUCAUGUGGUAACAAAUGUG